GCCUUGCAAAGCUUCCAUAUUUGUCACCGUUUGCGCAUGCGACUCUUCUUGAUUACAAGCGAGUUGUUUAAUCGUGUGAUUACCGAAUUUUUGUUAGUUUUUUGAAUAAAAAAUGGAUGAGAAUUAAUAAGUGUCGGCUACGGUUACAUCUAGGACUAUUGCGAGAAGAUGCGGCGUAAAAGUGCCCGUAACGCCCAGAAAGCGUCUCCUGAGAAAGCGCUCAAAGAAACGGAAACUCCUCCGAAGACCCGUCGAUCGCGGCGUCGGAAAAGAUCACCAUCGAAAUCGAGCGAAUCUGAAGAUGAAGUUCUGACAAUAACAAAGCGUGCCCCGCUUGAAGCUACCCCCGAUACAACAACUAAGAGUCACACUCCGAGUGACGAGGAGACUUGCGAUGAACCGGUGUGGAAAGUGACCUCUUCUGAGGAUACUCCCAAGGGGGAGAUCCAGAAGCUAAAGAUUUGUCUGACAAGGCCUUCCCCGGAUUCACCUGAUAAAAGCAAGACACGUCGCAGUAAGUCUAAUAGUCAGACUGAAGACGACGCGACGAGUUCUGAGGAUAAAUCGUCAACAAGACGAACUCGCUCACGGGGAUCUCCACUUGUUAGAAACGACGGUUUGUCUAGUCAAGACGGUGAUGAAGAAGUGGAAGAGAAGAAGGGUAAAGGUAAGUCUAAAGGUAAACAUAAGUCAAAAAUAGAAAAGUCACCGCACUUAAGCGAGCCUGAAAUACAACCGAACAAUGAAAUUUCUGAAAAUGUACAGGUGACGCCUCAGUCACCCUCUAUCGAUAAGCGAGUUGAUAAUGAGAAUGACUCUAAGGUCGAUGCCGACGAUAAAAAUAUUAAUGAGAGUGUCCAAAGGCAAGAAAAUGUCAACGACGUUGAUAAAGAACAACUUGGUAAUAAAACCGAGUCACAAGAUGACGAAUCUGACGAUGAGCCUCUAAGCAUUAUUAAAAAAAAUGUAUCAGUUGACAAACCUGUUACUGAAAAUAAACAACCGGAAACAACAAACGAACCUUCCGAACAUCAAGAACCUGAUCAAGAAGUACAAACUCAAAUCGACGUAAAACAAGAUCAGGUCGAAGAACAAGCUCCAGAAAAACCUGAAGAAAUUGCCAUAACUGAAGUCGAAACAGAAACACCCGAAGACAAACCUUCCGAAAUUGCCAUAACUCACGAAGAAUCUUCGAAAGAAACAGAAGCAGAAAAAGCAGAAGACAUAUCAGCUUCGUUAAAUGAAACACAAGAUGUUGAAAUGGCAAGUGUGGAAGAAAAGUCAGAGCAAACAACUGCAAUAAGUGAAGAUAAACCCGAAAUGGAAGAACCUCAAGUUUCUGAAAGUAUUGCUGACUCAGAAAAUGUUGAAGUUUGUCAGCAACCUCCUCAAAAGACACCAGAAGUACCUGUUGAAAGCACUGAGGUUUUGAAAGAAUCAGCACGUAUUGAGAAGAGUCCGCGGGAUAAUAAGGAUCGACAUCGGAGUCCACGGCGACAACUCCGACGAAGUAACGACUACGCGAAACCUGACUCCAAAGAGGAGCCUGUUAACAGCGGCCCCAUCAAACCUUUCAAAACCAAACACAGUUGGGAGCGCAGCUUAAGCUCAGCCCCUUCUUUGCUUAAAGUCGAUCUUGACAGCAUACAAAUCGUAUGUCCAACCAUUGAAUUUCCCGAAGAACCCGACCUCAGUUUGGAGCUCGAAAAAGAACGGCGGAAGUCUGUGACCGAGACAUCUGGCAAGAAAUUGGAACGCAAAGUAUCGGUCGAGUACAAGUCGGACACUUCUGAAAGACCGUCGUUUGAAAAACAGAAUUCUGUUAAUUCUUCUACGCAAGACGGCGAAGAUAAUUCGAAUAUCAUUGCGUUCAACCGAAAAAUUAGUAUCGUUGAUGACACUGCGAGCAAAUUGAAACCGCCACCAAGUCCGGCCAAGAAUCCAGUUUCGAAUAUACUUUACAUUACGAACCUUGUCAGGCCUUUCACUGUGAAACAGUUAAAGGAGUUGCUGGAAAGGACCGGGAAAGUGCAAGAGGACGGGUUCUGGACUGACAGGAUUAAGUCGAAAUGUUACGUCCAGUAUGAGACUCAAGAGGAGGCUGAAGCGACGAGAAACGCCCUCCAUGGAGUCCAAUGGCCAAUUGGCAACGGCAAAAAAUUAAUCAUCGAUUUUGCAACGGCUGAAGAUAUGGAAAAUGCGAAGAAUCCACCAGCGCCACCUCCAGCCCCAGUUCCAGACACAAAUGUUUCAACAAAAGAGAAUUUGGAACCAGCGGAGAGUAAACAUGACAAGGCCUCGAAGGAAGUGGAGAAGAAGAGACCUGAAGGACCGGUUCGAGAGUGGGACAUCGGCAAGAAGGACGUGCGUCGAGACCGAUCAAGGAGCAGAGAAAGAAGUCGCAAACACAGGCGUACACCAAGUCCAUCAGAUGAUUUUAUCACCAGGAAGCAGAGGAAAGCCGAGGACUCCGUCCCCCAAAAGUUGAUGGAUGACCUGUUCUUGAAAACGAAGGCCACUCCGAGCAUCUACUGGCAGCCUUUGUCACCCGAAGAGAUAUCGAUGAAACAACAGCAGCGCCUCAUCCGCAUGGAGGAACACAAAAGACGUAUGGAAGAGAAUUCGCGUAUGAAAGGGAGAGAAAUGGGGAGGGGCGCGUUCCGACGUAGAUACGAUUAAUCAGGAAAGAAAGUCUAAAGUUAAUUUUGUUGUGUGUGUGAUGUGUGGCAGUUGUGCGUGUGUAAGUUUUGUAGCAAAAAUUAUUUGAUUUUGAACCCUACCCUACUAUUUCUUUAAUUUUGCCUGAGUGAGGACGGAUAAAUGGGGAGAUAAUCCUAUUUUUUGUAGGAUUUUCAGUAUAGGUUUCACACUUUCGUUCAGCGAGGGAUUUUCACAGAAGCAUUAAUUUACACGUUAGUGGAAAUAGUAGCAUUUCACACAAACUAAUUGCUGUUAAAAAGUAUUGUAUGAUUUCGUGAAUGUUUUCCGAUGAAACAGUUCUGUAAAACUAUAAAUUUCAUUCAAUAUUAAAUCUUUAUUAUGA
Tribolium castaneum (red flour beetle) is the source of this 3043-nucleotide messenger RNA. RefSeq names its product Acinus (gene Acn). The transcript has 7 exons. Lineage: Eukaryota; Metazoa; Arthropoda; Insecta; Coleoptera; Tenebrionidae. The record is from RefSeq and is a predicted model, not a curated record. Gene Ontology annotation, molecular function: RNA binding. Gene Ontology annotation, biological process: RNA splicing. Gene Ontology annotation, cellular component: ASAP complex; precatalytic spliceosome. The coding region runs from base 169 to 2679 and encodes 836 amino acids.